Molecule: messenger RNA, 1332 nt
Organism: Ilyonectria robusta
Lineage: Eukaryota; Fungi; Ascomycota; Sordariomycetes; Hypocreales; Nectriaceae
Exons: 1
Coding region: 49-1128 (359 amino acids)
Source: RefSeq, a predicted model, not a curated record
CACCAAGCCACCAGAGGAAUACUUGUGAAUUCGCAAUGCGAGGAAAUCAUGGUUCGGGUUAAUUGCUCGAGCACCGUAUCCUGCCUCCAUGGGUAUAAAUGUAGCCGGUUUCCCUCCUCAACCCAGCAGAUCUCCAGACUCACACCACAGCAUAUCUCUCACAGAAUCACUCUCAUCUUUUUCAUAUUUCCCAACACACUUGUCAUCAUGGCUACCUAUCUCGUCACACAGGCAACUGGCCAACAAGGCCAAGCCGUCACCAAGCACCUCCUGGCAGCGGGUGCCAAAGUCCACGCAGUUGUGCGUGACCCCCAGAGAAUCCCGCCCAUCUUGGAGGAUCCAGCUGUCACCGUGUUCAAAGGGGAAAGUGUCAACUUCGACCAAAUCUUCCAAGCCGCGCAGGGUUGCAAGGGAGUGUACUUGAACACUUUUCCCAUCCCGGGGCUAGAGGCCCAACAGGCAAAGACCAUCAUUGAGGCAAGCAAGAAGGCAGGAAUCAAGACCAUUGUUGCAUGCACGACCAUGUACACUGGCAACAAGGCCGUGUGGGACACUCCAGCCGCAGAAGAAAUCGAACUGCGCGGAUAUUUCCUUUCCAAAGCCGAGGUUGAAGAUGCCGUGCGCGGAGGCGGUUUCGAAGCCUACACCAUACUUCGGCCAGCAUUCAUUCAUGUCGACUUCAUGUUGCCAAACGCCUAUGGUAACUUUCCCAAACUUGCCACAGAAGGACAGUUGGAUCACGCCUACAACGAUGGAGCCAGGAUGCUCUAUACGGAUGCAAACGACAUUGGCAAGUAUGUCACGGCGGCCUUCCUGGAUCCCGCCAAAUUCGCCGGUCAUGAGAUUGAGCUCGGCAACGAAAACUUGACCAUUGAAGAGGUCCGCGACAUCGUUGCUCGAGUCAGCGGUAGAAACGUCCAGGCGAAAAAGCGGACUCCAGCGGAAAUUGAAGCGAUCAAACCCACGCUCUUUGGCCAACGAUUUCACCUUUGGGCAAACGUCAAUGAUUUCAGCGCUGCCUCAGAGGCUGCCAAGGAAGUUCAGGCCAAGUACGGUAUUCCCUUUACUUCUCUCGAAGAGGCUUUGCAGAGGGACAAAGCCCGCCUUCUCGAGUGUGUGCCAGCUUAGUGUUACAACGAAUGACAAGCGCCGUCGACUAUGGUAGAAUGAAUGCCUGACUCCGUGUCUUUCACUUUUACCAAUAGCAGUAGGAGGGAUAGUCACAGAAGCGGCACGCUCGCAAGACCUGUCGGUUCAACAAUUAUUUACGCGCAUUACCUGCACUUCAGACGAGCCUUGUGCUCCUAGCUAUCAAUACAACUGGGUUACUUA